UUUUAGAAAAUUUAUUUUAAUUCUCUUUCAAUAUGUUGAAAUCCAAGCUUUUUUCUUCAUCAUUUAUUGCUUCAAUUACACACAAAAAAUCAAAUUUUAAUUUUUUUCAUUGUUCUGGACGUUUAUUGCUGGAAGAUGUUCUUAAAGAACGAAUUGAAAAUUUUGUCAAAUCCGCACCCGUAACAGUUUUUAUGAAAGGAACACAAACAGAGCCAAUGUGCGGGUUUAGUCGGAAUGUUAAAUUGGUUAGAGAAUGUUUUUAA
Molecule: messenger RNA, 263 nt
Organism: Meloidogyne enterolobii
Lineage: Eukaryota; Metazoa; Nematoda; Chromadorea; Rhabditida; Meloidogynidae
Source: the annotation of a GenBank genome assembly